UCAACGCAAUACCCCGCUGCUGCACUGUGUCUUUAAGACAUUCAACUGCAUGUGUAGCAAGCCUUCACUCAGCCAUUUACAAGCGCGAGCACUUCAGAGAGUAGACACUGAUAAAGCACCGCAAUAUAGAUGGAAUUGUAAUAAUGGAAUACCACUGGGUACUGUUUUCUGUCUUGUUGCAGUUAACCUUCCAAACAGGCAGCUCCAGGCCCACCAUCACCCCCAGCAACCCCUACCUGGUCAUUCCACUCAAUGCCCCCUUCAGUCUGCGUUGCCAGGGUGACCAGGUGAUGCGGUGGCAGAGGGAGGACCGUCCAAAGCUGAGGGGCGAGGUGCGGAGUAAUGGGGCGUCCGACCUGGAAAUCCCCAAAGCUCAGCCUGUCCACAUGGGCCGAUACAUCUGCCUGGAGGAGAGCAGCGGAGAGCAGAGCUCUGUCUACGUCUUUGUCAAAGAUCCUGAUAAUGCCUUUAGAAAGACUAUGGUGUUCAGUAUCCUAACUCGUGCGGGAGACAGCGCCUCCAUCCCCUGCCUAGCAACUGACCCGGGCGUGGUCAACCUGAGCCUGGAGCCGUGUCAUGGCGGUGCCCUCCCUACUGGCCUCCACUAUGUUGCCAGCCUGGAGCGGGGCAUGGUUAUCUUCGACACUAAGAAGGCCUUCGAGGGCUGUUAUAUCUGCACUGGCAGACUUGGCGGCGCCCACGUUAAAUCACAUCACUAUGAUCUGACUGUGCGCCCAGUCCCAGACGCCGCCCCUGUGAUUGAGAUGCGGGAACCCAAGAGGGUGAUCCUGACACGGGGCCAGACUCUUACCUUGACCUGCAGCACCACCAACGUCAACGGAGACAUCAAGCUGAAGUGGGCCGCACCGCCCGGCACGCAACCGGCGGUGGAGAACGCCUCACGCAUCCUGACUGAGCCCAUCAAACACGUCCGUAGCGCUAGGCUCUACAUCAACUCUGUCAGGGCACGGGAUUCUGGGAGAUAUCGAUGUGAGGGUCAGAAUGAGAAGGGGAUCAACUCUGAGUCAAUCUGGCUGGACGUCUAUGAUAGAGGAUUCAUUAAUCUGACUCCGUCAGACAACGGUACAGUGCAUGUUCGUGCUGGUGAGAGUCUGUCCCUGCAUGUGGACAUGGAAGCCUACCCCAAACCACACACCUUCACCUGGAGCUUCUCAGGCCAGCAGCUCAGGAACACCUCCGACCAUGUCAUCACCACACAGAACCACCAACACAGGUACAACAUUGUGCUGAGGCUGGUGCGUUUGAAAAUGUCAGAGAGUGGAGUCUACACUUAUGCCUCCAAUGGUGACGCAACAGUCAAUCAGUCGUUUUCGGUCUACGUAAUCAGUAAACCAGAGAUUGUAUCUCACGAGGGCCCGGUGGACGGACAGGUGCGAUGUGUAGCUAAGGGAUACCCCGCCCCACAGAUCACCUGGUACUACUGUGAACAGCCCUAUAUGAGGUGCUCCCACCAGAUGAACGCCACUCAGGAGGAGCAGGACAUUGUCACGGUGACAUUGUUGAGUCCCUCCUUUGGGAAGACGGAGGUGGAGAGCAGGCUGAACAUCACCACGGGAAGAUUCCACACGUUGGAGUGUGUGGCCACCGUGGAGGGAGAGCAGGCCUACACACUGUUCUCUAUCAGUGAGAGAACAGUGCCCCAUGAGCUCUUCACCCCUCUGCUGAUUGGCUUUGUGUCAGCAGCGGUCCUCCUCUGUGUCAUCCUCGUAGUGCUCUUCUACAAGUACCUGCAGAAACCCAAAUACCAGAUCCAGUGGAAAGUCAUUGAAGGUAUCCACGGAAACAACUAUGUGUAUAUUGACCCUACCCAGCUCCCAUACGACCACCAGUGGGAGUUCCCCCGGGACAAACUGCGUUUCGGGAAAACUCUGGGCUCCGGAGCCUUCGGGAAGGUGGUGGAGGCUACUGCUUAUGGAAUGUCCAAAGCUGAUACAGUGAUGACAGUGGCGGUCAAAAUGCUCAAACCCAGUGCCCAUGCCACUGAGAAGGAGGCGCUGAUGUCAGAGCUGAAAGUUCUCAGUUACCUUGGAAACCACAUGAACAUCGUCAACCUGCUUGGAGCCUGUACUGUUGGAGGCCCAACCCUGGUGAUCACAGAGUACUGCUGCUUUGGUGACCUCCUGAACUUUCUGAGAAGGAAGAGAGAGACGUUCUUUUGCUCCAAGCUAGGGGACGACUGCUACUACAGGAAUGUCAUGCUGCAGAGGGGAACAGCUACAGCUGGAGACAGCAGGAAUGGCUAUGUGGAUAUGAGGCCUUCUGUCACUGGCGUCCUGCCAAAUGGCUUCUCCUCAGAGGAGAGGCGCUCGAUGCGCAAAGCAGGUGGUUCCAGUAGUGAGCCAGAUGUUGUGAGUGAGAUGCUCCAUGAGGACGGUCUCUCUCUGGACACAGAGGAUCUGCUCAGCUUCUCCUAUCAAGUGGCCAAAGGCAUGGACUUCCUGGCUUCCAAAAAUNNNAUCCACAGAGACCUGGCAGCCAGGAACAUUCUCCUGACCCAGGGACGAGUGGCAAAGAUCUGUGACUUCGGCCUUGCUCGUGACAUCACCACUGACUCCAAUUAUGUAGUCAAAGGCAAUGCUCGUCUCCCAGUCAAGUGGAUGUCUCCGGAGAGCAUCUUUGAGUGUGUGUACACAUUUGAGAGUGACGUGUGGUCCUAUGGCAUCUUGCUCUGGGAAAUCUUCUCACUCGGAAGCAGUCCAUAUCCUGGGAUACCUGUGGACUCAAAGUUCUACAAAAUGAUUAAGGAAGGAUACAGAAUGGAUGCACCAGAGUUUGCACCGAGUGAAAUGUAUGAGAUAAUGAGGUCGUGCUGGGAAGCGGACCCCUUUAAGAGACCCUCCUUCAGCAAGGUGGUGGAGAGGAUCGAACAACAGCUGUCAGACACCACCAAACAUAUCUAUCUGAAUUUCAGCUCCAAGUUUCCGGUUACAAUGGGGCCCCAGGGUACCAAUGUGGACCAGGGGACACAGAACGCCAACGUCCUGCGUCUCAACUCGGUGGGCAGCAGCAAUGCCUCCACUCAGCCCCUAUUGGCCAGCGCCAGCGAUGACGUCUUCCUGGAGGAGAUGAGCACCAGGCUCAGGGUCCACCGGGUGUAAGGCCACACCCCCACGAUGGCUGCCACAUAAAGUGCCUGUUUAGUGCAGCCCAAACACCCCACCACACCUAUCCCAACCAUAUACUAUGUCUAGCUAUUAGCCACCCCCUUCCAACCGUAUGUCUAGCUAUUAGCUUCCCCCUUCAGACAGAGGCUUGAAGAAGGACUAGGUCCUCUCGAAACCUCCGCUCCUGGCGCCUUUAGUGCAUGGACGAGACCUGUCACCUACUGUCUCCAUAGUAUCUGGCCCUGUCUCUCACAAGCUUGGAUAUAGUCACACUGUCUUUACUCUCCAGGCCAUUGAGCUACUGUGUAUCACGUUUGUGCUGUUAGAAAUGGACACUGUAUUUUAUAGCUCCAUAGUAGUGCUAUUUUCUGUGGACUUUUCUCAAUGUUGCUUUCACCGUUUCUAAAUAUGUUUCAUACAGUGUUUAUGUUUGCUUCACAUUUCUGUUGUCAAUGUUAAACUGAAUUACUUUGUUUUUUGUUUUUGUUUUGAAUUACGUUUUAUCUCAAACUAAAUCAUAUAGCAUUUUCAAUGGUUGGAGUACAAUUGUUAUUUGAGGUGAAGGCACUUAAAUUUGAACAUCAUUCCAGAUGUAGACAUCAUGUAAUGACGCUUUCACCUUUUGUCUGUUCCACCUUCCACCUUUUAAAAAUUAAUGUCAGUAUUAUUCCACAUGUUCAGUUUUGGUGACUAUGUGAUGGAGAGACAUUUUGUCAGACAUUUCUAGGGCCAAUGGUUUAAAUGAUAUUCAGUAGGCUAAGUCUUAUCACUUGAUUAGAUUGAGAUGUUUUAAGUAUGGUACUAUGACUUCAGCUUUUAGUUGAUGUCCCUGUGUAUAUAUGUACAUAUUGACCUUGGGUAUGACUAGUAAUAAGUGUAUGAUGUGAGAGGUAGCAUUAGCUUAGAUUCCGCCUGGGAGGCUGCCUGCUGGAGAUUCCUUGUAAAUAUGUAAAUAUGUUUCUGGUGUCGGCACCUCUUCUGUCCUGUAGCGUAUGUGUGACCCUUGUUUACAUUUGUCAUCAGACAGGUACUGCUGUAUCACCGGGGUGUUUACUUAGUACAAAAACUGUCUCCAAAGAUGGGGAAGGCUGAAACAGUGCAUGGUUAUAAUGAGCAUACUGUACAAGGAAACAGGUGAUCACUAUUCAAGGUAUUAGCCAUUUGAUAUUUUCUACUCAUACAGAUUGUCAAAGAAGGCUUUCUGUUUUGAGGUGAAGCCAAUGAUGCUUGUUUCAAAUGCCAAUGUGGAGCUUGCAGUACAGACCAACAACCAUUAAGCUAACUGUUCUGAGAAAAAGCCAAUUUGAAAGUUAGAUGUUAGAGGUGUUUAGUCAGACCAGGUGGUGACAUGUCUUAUAGUUCCCAACAGUCCUGUGGAUAGUAGCGUCAGUGCUCCCGUCCCAGCAGUCAGUAGCUGAUUUCUCAGCCAUCCCUCUACUCUUUGUGUCCAGCUGCUUCCUCUGACGGAAGUGCUACUUCCACCAUCUCUCAACCAGGGCUCUGUAUCACUCCAGACUCCCAUCACUAGGACUUCCCUCUUCCCACACUGAGAUAUUGUUGUGAAGAGCACCUGGAAAAUGCUGUCUGAAUGGACUGAAAGUCGUGUGUGUGUGUGUGUGUGUGUGUGUGUGUGGUGUGUGUGUGUGUGUGGUGUGUG
Messenger RNA from Salvelinus sp. IW2-2015, 4782 nucleotides. The record is from RefSeq and is a predicted model, not a curated record. Lineage: Eukaryota; Metazoa; Chordata; Actinopteri; Salmoniformes; Salmonidae.